AGAAGCGAAGCAAGAUGGAGGAAGGUGGUGUUACCGUUUGCGUGAGAGUGCGGCCACUAAUUGCAAGAGAAAAUGAAGACCUUGAUGAAAAAGGACAGGUUUCAUGGAAAAGUGAAGACUGUACUGUAUCACAAAUAGAUGGAACCAGGUCAUUUGUCUUUGAUCGUGUGUUCCACUCUGACAGUAGUACAAAGGAAGUCUACCAAGGUGUGACAGCUCCUAUUAUCAAGUCAGCAGUUCAAGGAUAUAAUGGGACUAUUUUUGCUUACGGUCAGACAGCUUCAGGCAAAACGUACACAAUAUUGGGUACCAAAGAUAGUCCAGGUAUCUUACCCAUGGCAAUUAAUAAUGUCUUCAAUACUAUCUGCAGAAUUCCAGAUAGGGAAUUCCUACUCCGUAUAUCAUACAUGGAAAUUCAUAACGAAACUAUACAAGACUUGCUAUGCAGUAACAUUAGAAAAAAGAAGUCAUUAGUGGUUCGUGAAGACAUCAAUAGGACUAUCUAUGUUGAAGAUCUGAAUGAAGAAGUAGUGGUUUCUCCAGAGGAGGUCAUGACCUGGCUAAAGAAAGGAGAAAAAAACAGACACUAUGGUGAGACAAAAAUGAAUGAAAGAAGCAGCCGUUCUCAUACAAUUUUUAGAAUGAUCAUUGAAAGUAAAGAAAAGCAUACUUCUGGCUCAAGUUAUGAAGGAGCUGUAAUAGUUUCUCAUUUGAAUUUUGUAGAUCUGGCAGGAAGUGAAAGAGCUAGCCAAACAGGGACUGAAGGAAUUCGACUUAAAGAAGGGUGUAAUAUUAACCGGAGCCUCUUCAUCUUGGGCCAGGUUAUCAAGAAACUUUGUGAUGAUCAGUCUGGAGGCUUUAUAAACUACAGGGACAGUAAGCUAACUAGAAUUCUUCAGAACUCUUUGGGUGGAAAUGCUAAGACUGUUAUCAUAUGUACAAUUACACCAGCAUCGUUGGAAGAAACUCUUAGCACGCUGCAGUUUGCUAGUACAGCUAAAAAGAUGAAGAAUACCCCGAAAGUCAAUGAAGUUCUUGAUGAUGAUGCUCUUCUAAAGAGAUAUCGUAAGGAAAUAGAAGAUUUGAAACGCCAACUGGAAGAAGUUUCAUCACAUUCUCAUACCAAAGAUCAGUUAGCACAACUCUUGGAAGAGAAGAAUUCUGUUCAGAAAGAGCAGCAAGACAGGAUAAGGGCACUGACAGAGAUGCUGGUGACUGCGUCCUCUUUUUUGCAAGAACGGGAGCUAAAGGCUAAAAAGAAGAGGCGUGUGACCUGGGCCCCUGGGCCUCAAAGCCAAGAUGGGGGAAUGCCUUUCCUGGAAGAGUUUCCUAAUAGAGCUAAACGCUUUAAAACUUCUCUAUCUAGUGUCACAGAGAUGGAAGAAUCUGUCUCCUCGGAAUUCUCAGAAUAUGAUGAUCAGUGCAUGACAGCCAGUAUUAUAAUGCCUGAGGAAGAAUGGAUCCCAAGACCUGAAAUAAAUUUUACUUCUAAAGACUUUGCCGAGCCUGCUGAUCUUUGCCAAAGCCUCUUAGAAGAAAGGGAUAAUGCUGUCACUGAACAGCAAGCCAUAAAAGCAAAACUUGAUAGUGUGUGCUUGGAGAAAGAACAGCUGGCCUAUGAACUCAAAGAGCUGCGUGAGAAAAUAUCAACCAGUGAGUUUGUGGCCCUUGAGAAACAGGCUUCUAAAGAGCAGGAGAUGCAACUAAUGCAUGAAAUUACCAUCUUAAAGGAUAUAAUUUCAAAUGCAGAAAUAUACAAUCAAGACCUUCAGCAAGAAAUAAACUCAAAAGAUAUGCAGUACAAGGAACAACAGGAAAGAAUCACAGUAUUGGAAGAGCACAAUAAGAAACUUGAAAGCUUUGUAGAAUUUAAAAAAGACAAAAAUGACACAACCAUUUUAGUACAAACUCCAAGGAAAAGCCUGGAUGAAGUGCAAGAGUUAAAGCAGUCUCUUAGAGAUGCUGAAGCAGUUGCCCUGGAUGCAAAGAAAGAAUCUGCAUUCCUCCGAAGUGAAAAUCUAACACUGAAAGAAAAAAUGAACCAGCUCUCAGAUACUUACAAUCAAAUGGAAAAAGACCUUGGAAGCCUCAAGACCCAGUUAGAAGCUGGAAAAGUCACCUAUAAAAAAAUGCAGUCUGAUCUCCAAAAAGAACUGCAAUACUACUUUCAAGAAAAUGCAAAGCUGACAUCACUGGUGGAAGUUAACAAUUCAAAAGACUUGCUACCAUGUGUGGAUUUGGAAGGGAAAAUGGAUUUAAAAAAUGACCUACAUAAAGCUUUGGAAGAGAAUGUGAGUUUAAAGGAAAAGAUUACUGCUUUAUCAGAAGCAAACUCUGGAUCAGAUCUGGAAAUCUUACAUAAAGAGAUUGUUGAAAAAAAUGAGACAAUUGCUUUGCUGAUGUCAGAAAAAGAAAUGUUGCUUUCUCAAGUUGCUGAAAAAGAGAGAAUGGUUCAUGAAGCUACUCAAGCACUGGCAUCCAAAAUGGAUUUAGCAAAGGAUGAAGUGAUAAGAGAAAACACCAUAGCUUUUGAAGAACUCAGACAACCGUGUGAUAAAUUGGAGCAGAUAUCCUUGGUUGUGGCUGAAGAAAACAAAUCCAUGAAAACACAAAUAGAUUCCUGUUCCAAUGAAAGUCUCAAUACAUCCAUCAGUUAUAUCAUCCAAGAGCAAUCUAGCAAAAAUGGAGAAUUGCAAGAGAAGGACUUAGAGCAAGAGGUGCUACCUACUUUUAAAGAACAACUGGAUGAAGCUCAUCAGAAGCUGAAUGAAAUGGAAGAGCUCAAAGAUCAGCUGAAGGUUUGGGAGUCUAAAAUGAAAACUGAGGAGGCACAAAAGUUAGACAUGAUGCAAAGACUUCAGGAGGGUAAAGAAAAAAUAAGAGUGUUGACCGAAGAAAGAAAUGACCUCAAACAAAAACAGGAAGCCCUUGAGAAGGAGAGAGAUCAGCUCAAAGAAGAUAUACAAGAUACUAUCUGUAUGAAUAUUGAAGCUCAGGAAGGGUUCAUGAAUGCUCAGAAUUCUUUGAAGCAGUGUCAAAAGCACAUCAAAGAACUUGAAGAAACCAUUGCAGAGAAAGACAAACAAAUUUCAAGAGCUAAGGAAACUUUUGAAAUCACGACUGAUGAUCAAAAACAACAGAUAUUGCAGAUACUGCAGAUACUAAAAUUAGCAGACAACUUGGAAGACGUCUCGGUAAAAAAACUUCAAAAUGAAGAAGAUAUAAAUCAGAUUGUGCUAGACGUCAACAAUGAACUUCAGCAUAUCAAGGAGCACAUUACCACUCUCCAGCAAGAGAAGAUGGCAUUGCAGCAUCAACUGGAGAAUUUGGAAAAGGAAAAGAAUCAGUAUCUAGAAAGCAACCAAAUGCUACAAACAAAGUCCUUUGACCUGCAGCAGUCACUCCAGAUGAAUCAGCAGAAUGUGGAAAAUUUUGAUGACACAGAUCAGCUAAAAAUUAGUUUUGAGUCUCAAAUGGAAGCCCUGCAGAAGGAGAAAGCCGAGCUAGUUCAGAAGCUUCACUGCACUGAAAAAGACAUCAAAUACAUUAGCCAAGAAAAAGAGCAUCUGAGAAUGGAGGUAGAGGUUCUUCAAGCUGAGAAAGAUACCAUAACUCAAACUAUCCACCAUCUGGAUAAGACUAUAGAGAAGCUGAUUCCAACGAAUUUGGAACUGCAGGAACAGUUGAAGGAGGCUAAUAAUUCUCUCAGUGAACACAAGGAAAUGGUAGAAGAACUGAAAGGAAAAAUCAUAGCCACAGAUUCUCAGACUUCAAAAAUUCAUGAGGAGUUGAAACAAAAGGCUGAAGAUACUCAAUUAGAACAGGAGAAAUUGUUGGCAUAUGUAAAAUUACAAGAACAUGAAGUUAAUACACAGAAGAAUUUAGUUCUUGAGAAACAACAGAUGUUUCAGAAAAUUGAAGAGGAAUUUAAAGAAGAAAUAAAAAAACUAAAAGGAAAAAUCCAACAUCUGGAAAACAAUUCCUUCAAGCUGCAGCAACUGCUCCGCCUGAAAGAAGAGGAGAAUCAGCAGAAUGUAGGGAACAUGAAGGAUGCAGAACAGCUGAAAGUUAUCCCUGACUCUCAAAUGGAAGCCCUGCAGAGGGAGAAAGCCGAGCUGGUUCAGAAGCUUCAGAGCACUGAAGAAAACGUCAAAUACAUCAGCCAAGAAAAAGAGCAUCUGAGAACAGAGAUGGAAGUUCUUCAAACUGAGAAGGAUAACAUGGUUCAAACUGUCCACCGUCUGAGUGAGACUAUAGAGAGGCUUGUUCCAGUGAAUUUGGAACUGCAGCAAGAAUUGAGGGAGGCUAAUAAUUCUCUCAGAGAACAUAAGGAAAUGGUAGAAGAACUAAAAGAAAAAAUCAUAAGCACAGAUUUUCAGACUUUGAAAAUUCAUGAGGAGCUGAAGAAAAAGAGUGAGGAUAGUCAACUUGAACUAGAGAAAUUAUUGAUAUAUGUAAAAUCACAAGAAGAUGAGGUAAAUACCCAGAAGAAUUUGGUUCUUGAGAAACAACAGAUGUUUCAGAAACUUGAAGAGGAGAUUAAAGAAGAAACAAAGCACUUGAAAGAAAAGAUAAUAAAAUCAAAUGAAGAGGUAAGCAGCCUUACUGAGGAAAAGAAACAAUUGACAGCCGAACUGAGAGAACAGGAGAAAUGUGUCCAACAGCUACUGAAGGAGAAGUCCUUGCUUCAAAAAGAGAAAGAUGACCUUCAGGAGGUUAUGCAGAACUCUGGAGAGAAAACUCAAAGCCAACUUCAGGAGACCUUAUCUGAAAAAACUGCAAAGAUAACAAAAUUAAAUGAAGAAGUAAGCAGCCUUACUGAGGAAAAGAAACAGUUGACAGCCGAACUGAGAGAUCAUGAGAAAUAUGUCCAACAGCUACUGAAAGAGAAGACCUUGCUUCAAAAAGAAAGAGAUGACCUUCAGCAGGUUAUGCAGAACAUUAGAGAAGAAACUCAAAGCCAACUUCAGGAGAGCUUAUCUGAAAGUGUUGCAAAGAUCAUAAAAUCAAAUGAAGAGGUAAGCAGCCUUACUAAGGAAAAGAAACAAUUGACAGAUGAACUGAGAGAGCAGGAAAAAUAUGUCCAACAGCUAUUGAAAGAGAAAACCUUGCUUCAAAAAGAAAGAGAUGGCCUUCAGCAGGUUAUGCAGAACAUUAGAAAAGAAACUAAAAGCCAAUUUCAAGAGACCUUAUCUAAAAAUACUGCAAAGGAUUCUGAAAGGAAUGUCAAAAAGAUGAAAGACUGCUUUGAAAUCUUGGAAGAAAAAAUAUUCAGAAUAACGGAGGUUCUGAAGAAAUUUCCAGAGCUGAAGAAAAGAUCUGAAUAUUUCAUAAACAUCUCUCUUCAGAUCAAGAAUCAGUUUGAUAGCAAGAAAGCCCUAAUAGCCAAGUGGCUUCCUGACAUUUCUCCACAGGAAGCCAAUCACCUCAGAAGGCUUCAAAUAGAAAAUGAGCGCAUAAGUAACAGCCUCUACGGCUUGUUGAACAAACUUCAGUACUUUUUUACCUGCUUGUGUGACAAAAGAAAGGAAUACUACACAAACGUCAGCAAGUACACAAAGGAGCUGCUUGAUGAGCGAAGAAAUCAACAUGUAAUGCAGAUGCAAGUUCAGCAACUCAGAAAGCCUCACUUGGAACAGCAGGGAGAGGGAUCCCAGCAGUCUGGUGUCUCUGGACUGAUCCAGAGCUUGGAUGGCCUCACAGAGCAAAUUUCAAAAGAAGUUGCUGAAAUGGAAGAAGAACUCAGUGGCACAGAAGUUACGUUACAAGAGUUGGAACGUGAGAACAUAGAGAUGGAACAGUAUUUGGAACAAUGCUCAGAUCAUUUUGAUUUGCACGGCUUUGAGGCAACAAUAAAGCAAAAUAUUGAAAAGUUUCGGUCCAUUAAUCAAUUCCUACAGCCCAAAGCUCAGCCCUAUUUUCAAGUUAGAUCGGAGCUGGAAGCCAUAAACGCCAACUACUGCAGAGAGAUUGAUGCUACCCUGGAAGCAUGUAGAAAAGAAACAAAGGAAUUGAUUCUGCAGUUAGAUAUGUUAAAGAAAGAGCAAAAAUCCUGUGGUGUUGCUAAUAAGAAACUAGAAGAAGAAGACCAUAAGCUAGGAUAUAAACUGAAUGCAACAGAACAAGAUUCAAAGAAUCUACAGUUGAAAAUCCAAGAACUAGAGAGCAUAAUAAAUGAAGGAAGAAAAAAUCUCCAGGAAAAGGAGAAAAUAAUAGCCACACUAGAAAUGAAACUUAAAGUGAGAGCUUCCAGGAGCGAAGUCGUCAGGCUUCAAACUGCAUUAGAGGAAAAAGAAAAUUGCUUAAGAAAUGCAUUAAGUGAGAGAGAAACACUCAAGGCCCAGGUGGACAAAGGUGUUGGAUUAUAUAAAGAGGAAAUUGAAGAUCUGAAAACUCAGCUUGCUAAAGCUGAUAUGGCAAGAAUGAAGCAAUCCAAAUUGUUUGAUCGAGAAAUAGCAAAUGCCAAAGCUCUGGCAGAUCAUCGGGAAGAGCAAUUAAGAAAGUUGAAAGAAGAACUUCGUAAAGCGCAACAAGAACAGGAUGUAACAGUAAUGUCUAACAAAGACCUUCCUCAGCCAUCUCUACCAAUUACUUGUGGUGGCGGUAGUGGAAUUGUACAGAAUACCCAUAUGCUAGUGUUAAAAUCUGAACAUGCAAAGCUGGAAAAGGAAUAUGCUCAACUCAAGAAAGAACACGAGCUACUGUUGACAAAUGGACUUUCCUUGAAAGAAGAAAUUAAGAAAUGGAAGGAGCGAGCUAUGAAGAAGAAGGAGCGUGCCUUGGGAGACACAGCUGAGGAGCAUAAAACCAAAUCUCCAAAGAAAGUGUCAACUUCAUCUCUUUCGGCAUUGCCAGCCUCUCCCUGCAGGGAGCGCUUCAUGCAGCCAAUUUUGCCUUCGGACACGCCCCAGUUGAUGCCAUCGAACAGCCAGGGAAAUUUCUUUGAUAACUCAUGCUUAGGUGUUACUGCCAACACAAGACCUGGCAGAACAGAAUCCGAAGAAAACGACUUUAAACACUGGCUUUCAUCAGAUGAUAAAGGAGAUGUUUCUAAUUGUAAGACUCAGUGACAGUCAGAUUCUUUCAUAGAUGCUGGGCAAGACUGGCAGAUGCCACUUCAUUUUUCCUCUUCUGACAAGAUAAAACGGAUGGUCUUUGAACAUACGUUCCAUCAUGAUCAUAUGUGUUUCUUACUUUUAUUUGGUGUAUCCAUUAGAAAACUCAUUUUCUACUGUAUUUUUAAACACAUAAAUAAAAUACCUUUACAUAAAUA
Molecule: messenger RNA, 7273 nt
Organism: Crotalus tigris (Tiger rattlesnake)
Lineage: Eukaryota; Metazoa; Chordata; Lepidosauria; Squamata; Viperidae
Gene: CENPE
Product: centromere protein E
Exons: 46
Coding region: 15-7070 (2351 amino acids)
Biological process (GO): mitotic cell cycle; microtubule-based movement
Cellular component (GO): microtubule
Molecular function (GO): plus-end-directed microtubule motor activity; microtubule binding; ATP binding
Source: RefSeq, a predicted model, not a curated record